Alternaria triticimaculans is the source of this 3309-nucleotide messenger RNA. RefSeq lists its product as uncharacterized. Lineage: Eukaryota; Fungi; Ascomycota; Dothideomycetes; Pleosporales; Pleosporaceae. Gene Ontology annotation, biological process: peptidyl-threonine phosphorylation; peptidyl-serine phosphorylation. The coding region runs from base 1 to 3309 and encodes 1102 amino acids. The transcript is spliced from 7 exons. Gene Ontology annotation, molecular function: ATP binding; protein serine/threonine kinase activity. The record is from RefSeq and is a predicted model, not a curated record.
AUGCCAAGUGGGCAAUCCUGCCUCCGUAUCCUCAGCCUGCUUCUCGAACAGGGACGCGAUCAUCUCAUCGACCGGUUUUACGAAGCGAACAUGUUCGACGCCCACCUCCCGCACAGCGGACACGACCAGAACCUCCGAGAACAGCUAGCCGCAGUCGUACACCCUAAGGAAGUGGAGAAUAUCAUGGGGGCUUUUCACAAAGAGAAGUGGAAGUUCUGUCCCCUGCCUCUGACUUGGGACAUGCAUGUCAAUCUGCAUGGGACGAAAGUGAUACCCCCAUUCUGUUCGAAGAUCAAGCUCUUAGAUAAGGGAGGCACUGCGUCGAUAUACUGGGUGGCAGUGCAAAAGGAUCUUGUCUCUGAUAACACGCUUGCACUGGCCUUGCAAGACUCACUUUACGUAGACAAGGAGUUUGGACAGUGUUAUCAGAUGGUGCUCAAAUCCUACGGCAGUGAUAGGAAGCGAGAUUUCGAGCUAGAGAAGGAAGCAUUCUUGGGCCUGCAGUCGAGCGACGAAGUUCCUAUACUGCGAUACUUGGGCUCAUACACUCAUGACUAUGGCGAGGGUGAGGAUGUGGGGAAAACAUACAAUCUCUUGUUGGAGUAUGGCGAAAAUGACUUGUACCAAGCAUGGGCCGACGAGACUAACGUCCCUCCUGUACAAGCGCAGGAGAUACUUCAACACUGGAAAUCGCUCUUCAAAGUCGCCGACGCCAUCCGUCACGUUCAUCACCUCGAAGUUGUGCGGAAUAUCAAACCCGACAAUGUUCUCAGCGUGCGCGGACGAUUGAAGCUGGCUGACUUUGGCUUCGCCAGCUUCGCGCCUGUGGUGGAUGGGCACGAAGACUCUGUACCAACAGAGUUAAUAAGGCUUGACAGGGGGUUCACUGACACAUAUGGUGCGCCUGAAGUAUCUCGUAUGAGGCACCCGGACGGAACCUUGUCCGGUGUGACGCAAGCUAUUGACGCCUGGUCGUUCGGUUGUGUGCUAUCGGUCGCUGCAACGUGGAUAGUCCUUGGAUUCCAAGGUCUUCGCCAAUACGACCGACUUCGACGACUAUCCCCAGCGAACAACAAGAACGGGCAGAGAUCGGACCGGUUCCAUGACGGCGAAAGUGUCCUGCCGGAGAUUGAAAAGUGGCACAAUUACCUUCGUGGACAUCUUCGGCUCUCAGAUACGACAACGGAGAAGGUUCUAGGUAUAAUAGAGAGCAAGCUACUGCGAGCAAAUCCAGCGACACGAUCCAGUUUAGAGGAGCUCUGCGUGGAGCUGCAAGAACUGAGCGAUUGGGCUCAACAUAAGAUCCAAAAGCUUCCACGACGCUCCAAAGACACAGAUUCCUUAGUCAUGCGUGCUCUUUCGAGCAUAGAGGAAGAAGCUCAGAUACAGAGGACCUCUGAGCCGAAGAACAAUCCCCUACAACCACCGCUGGCGCAAGUAAACCCUCGAGAGCGGGCGUCAAUGCAGGUAAAAAUGGAAGAGAUGAUCAGAAACAAGCCACUCGGUCAGACAGCGCAUCGCAUGCAAAUCCUAGAGGAAAAGCUCGGAGAUUGUCACAACCAAGAGGUGAUUAGCGAGCCGCUACUCAUGAACGCUGUGCACAACGGUGCUGUCACAGAAAGUCCCAUUGAUUCUACUCUCUCAAAGGAACUACAAUUUGGUGGUCGCCAGAUUAGGCCCAGAAAUCCGCAGUUUAAAGCAUAUGCCCAAAGACUGUCAGAUCUAGAGCCCCAGACACCGAAUGGCGUACAUACGUCUCGGCAAACCGAGGGCCCCGCGACACCGCCAUCAUCGUCUCGUCGCCGGAACAAAGUACCCGGUCCUGGCACUGGGCCUCAUAGCGAUGAUUCCUUCACAACAAAGUCACACAGCGAUCUUUUCGAGGUCGAUGUACCUGGCAGCGGUAACUCGGGAAGACUCAAUCUGCAUAUCCCACAAGCAGAUUCGCCCUCCCCGAAGUACUGCAACAAUCCCAUGGCCGAUAAAGAGACAUAUCCAACAGGGUCUCCUCCACUCACACCCAUCAAUUUUGCUCGUGAACGUAAUAUCAACCACAACGCUACCUCAUCCAUGGACAACGCCGUGAAUCGCCGGAGUCACAAAGGAGACGCCCCUGCCGUAUUCAAUACGAUUCCCACAAAUCCUUCCUUUGACGACAAACUCGUAGAAGAGCUCAGAGUUGGGGCCUCGGGUCCAAUUGAGACUUUUGGCAACUCUGGCCCGUCAAUAAUAGUUUCGCCAACCGGAGGUGCUCAAUUCUCACACUACCAACCGGUGACACCCAGCUCAUCCACUCACUUUCCCGAGAAGGAAGCUCUGCACAACCUCACGUCUUCGACCCCUUACGAAACUUCUGCUUUUCCACUUCCUCUGUCUGCACUGGAAUUGCCCUACGACAUUUGCUUGAAAAGAAAGGCUAUGGAAGAGCAGGUCUCGAAGGGGGUCGCAAAAGGCCUUGCAAAAUUGAAGGGUACAUUGGGCCUUGAAACCAGAUCGCGAGAUGCUAGCAUUAAAGACACGUUCAUUGACCCGCGUGAGCUUAUUUUAGUUAUCGAUAACGGGUGGACAAUGUGCAAGCACUGGCCGAUCGUGACGUUCGUCGCACAAACGCUCGCAAUGAACGCCGCUGGCCUAGAUAGGGAUGGAUUCGACGUCAAGUUCACGGUUGAUGGUCGCACCCAUGACCAGCAGCGCCUAAAAGGAGAUUGGGGUCGGAAGAAGCUGAAGAAAGCCUUGAAGGCAGCGUGGCCAGAACAGAAACCGAACGAUAACGCCACUACAGACAUGGCGCGGAUUUUCCAAACCAUCUCUGAAGAAUGGAAGCAAGCCGGCAAACCAGCUACAACACUUCUCGUACUGACUGACGGCGUCUGGUCAAAUGAGAAAACCGCUACCUUUGAUAAGAUCAUCCUCGAUAUCGCGCGAUUGGAACAACGACCCGGAGGUAGCCGUCACUUCAGCAUUCAGUUCAUUCGAUUUGACGAUGGACUGCCGGAGAAGAUUCGUCUACAGUGGUUAGACGACCAUUUGUGCGCCAAGAACGGAUUGAAGGACAUCAUCGAUCACUGCUCGUGGCGAGCGAACGUCGAAAAGCUCUUAACGGGUAGCAUUGAGGUUUUUGCUGACAACCACAACUCUGUUGAUCCACCCAUGCGGUACGACUACGAAGAGCUCGCUGGUCUGUUCAAUACCUUUAACAAGGGAGGCGACUCCCUGCUUUCACCAACCGGUACUCCAUCUCGGAUGCCCUCACGGGCAUCGAAACGCUCGUCGAUCUCCAAUUCAGAUGACUGGACUAGAAGAGGUUGA